Messenger RNA from Spinacia oleracea (spinach), 3231 nucleotides. Its product is annotated as eukaryotic translation initiation factor 3 subunit C. Gene Ontology annotation, molecular function: RNA binding; translation initiation factor binding; translation initiation factor activity. Gene Ontology annotation, biological process: translational initiation. Gene Ontology annotation, cellular component: eukaryotic translation initiation factor 3 complex. The transcript is spliced from 4 exons. The coding region runs from base 263 to 3019 and encodes 918 amino acids. NCBI's taxonomy places the organism in Eukaryota, Viridiplantae, Streptophyta, Magnoliopsida, Caryophyllales, Amaranthaceae. The record is from RefSeq and is a predicted model, not a curated record.
CAAUCCAGUAUCGGACUAUCGUCUCCCUAAACCCCAAUUCUCCAAAUCCGAACCCUCCUUCACCUUUUAGCUGCCUCCUCUUCCUCUAUCUUAGGGUCUCACUCUUUCUCUCUCCUCACUCCCAACGCCUAUUACCCCCUCUGCCUUUCUGUUCGUCGCUUCCUCAAUCGCAGAUCCAUUCAAACACCGCCACUUUUCUUCGCCGUCUGCCUUUUCCGAUUGAGAAAAGUCGAAGUUGUUGAAAUAGUCUUCAAGAAGAAAUAUGAGUUCACGUUUUUGGGACCAGGGUAACAGUGACACCGAGGAGGAGGAGAGUGAUUAUGAUGACGUUGAUGAGCCUGUUGCUGAUGAAGCUGGUGCUAAAGCUAAAUAUGGACCUGGUGACAGGUAUAAAGAGGAUAAUGGUAAUGACAGUGACGAUUCAGACGACCACAAGCGAGUUAUUAUUCCUGGUAAGGAUAAGCGUUUCCAGGAGAUGACUGCUACUGUUGAGCAGAUGAAGAAUGCUAUUAAGAUCAAUGACUGGGUAAGCCUACAAGAGAGCUAUGAUAAGAUCAAUAAACAACUUGAAAAAGUUAUGCGUGUUGCAGAGACUGGUAAGGUUCCCAACGUCUAUAUAAAGGCCCUUGUAUUGUUGGAGGAUUUUCUGAAUGAGACAUUGUCAAAUAAGGAGGCUAAGAAAAAGAUGAGCACCAGUAAUGCAAAAGCACUGAAUAAAAUGAAGCAGAAUCUAAAGAAGAACAAUAAGCAAUAUGAAGAUAUGAUCACCAAAUUCAGGGAGAAUCCUGAGUCUGAAGAUGAAAAGGACGAAGGGGAUGAUUCGUCUGGUACUGAGUUUACUGAGUCUGAGGGUGAAGAUGAAGACACUGAUAAGGAGGAUGACAAAGGGGAGGGGGAUGAUGUUGAGGAUGAUGUUGAGAAUAUUGGUGGUUGGCAGACUCCAGGGAAAAACAACAGGCUUAUAGAUAUUAAAUUAUUGAAAAACCCUAGUGAGAUCACGUGGGAUACAGUUGACAAGAAAGUCAAAGAAAUUGUUGCUGGUCGUGGUAAGAAGGGAACUGGAAAAGUCGAGCUUGUUGAGCGGCUCACCUUCUUGACUAGGAUUGCAAAGACACCGGCUCAGAAGUUGGAAAUCCUUUUCAGUGUUGUUUCUGCCCAGUUUGAUAUUAAUCCUAGUCUCAGUGGACACAUGCCAAUUAAUGUGUGGAAGAAAUGUGUUCAGAAUAUGUUUGUUAUACUUGAUAUUCUCACUCAGUAUCCGAACAUUCUGGUGGAUGAUUCAGUUGAACCUGAAGAAAAUGAAACCCAAAAGGGUCCUGACCAUAAGGGUACCAUUCGAGUAUGGGGAAACUUGGUAGCCUUUCUUGAGAGGAUAGAUGUUGAGUUUUUCAAGAGUUUGCAGUGUAUUGAUCCUUAUACGCGUGAGUUCGUUGAAAGACUUAGGGAUGAGCCUUUGUUUUUGGUCCUUGCACAAAACGUGCAAGAGUACUUGGAGAAGAGUGGAAACCUGAAGGCCGCUUCAAAGAUAGCCCUGAAACGUGUUGAAUUCGUAUACUAUAAGCCUCAAGAAGUUUAUGAUGCAAUGAGGAAACUGGCUGAACAAUCAGAAGAGGGAAAUGAUGAAGCUGCAGGUGAGGAAUUCAAGGAUGCUGGUCUAGGUAGGGGGCCGCCUUUGUUUGUAGUAACUCCUGAGCUCGUGCCCCGGAAAUCUACAUUUCCAGAGCGUUGCAGGGCAUUGAUGGAUAGCUUAGUUUCUCUCAUUUACCAAUUUGGAGAUGAGAGAACAAAAGCUCGUGCUAUGCUAUGUGAUAUUUACCACCAUGCCAUUAUGGAUGAAUUUCCAAUUGCUCGUGACUUGUUGCUGAUGAGCCAUUUACAAGACACAAUUCAACAUAUGGAUAUAUCAACCCAGAUAUUAUUCAAUAGAGCUAUGGCUCAGCUUGGUCUCUGUGCUUUUAGGAUUGGUCUGACUUCUGAAGGACACAGUUGCCUUUCUGAAUUAUAUUCAGCUGGAAGGGUGAGAGAGCUACUUGCACAAGGUUUCUCUCAAAGUCGUUACCAUGAGAAGACUCCUGAACAGGAAAUGAAAGAAAGAAGACAGCAGAUGCCAUACCACAUGCACAUCAAUUUGGAACUCUUGGAAGCAGUUCAUCUGACCUGUGCCAUGCUGUUAGAGGUUCCCUAUAUGGCUGCCAACACCUUUGAUUCACAGCGCAGGAUCAUAAGCAAGACGUUCCGGAGACUUCUAGAAGCUAGUGAGAGGCAAACACUGCGGGGCCCACCCGAAAACGUCCGGGAUCAUGCCAUGGCUGCCACCAGAGGACUCACUCAAGGAGACUUUCAAAAGGCCUAUGAUGUCAUCACAUCCUUGGACGUGUGGAAGCUUCUGAAAAACAAGGAGAGUGUUUUUGAAAUGCUGAAAUCCAAGAUCAAAGAAGCCGCUUUAAGAACAUACCUGUUUACUUACGCGGUUUCCUACAGUUCUCUUAGUGUUGAUCAGCUGUCUAAGAUGUUUGAGCUCUCUGAUCCCGAGAUACACAGCAUUGUGAGCAAGAUGAUGGUUAAUGAGGAGCUACGUGCUUCGUGGGAUCAGCCUACACAGUGCAUCAUCUUCCAUGAGGUUGAGCACACUAGAUUGCAGGCUCUUGCUUUCCAAUUGACCGAGAAGCUGUCUUUCUUUGCUGAGAAUAACGAGCGAGCUAUGGAAGCUAAGUUGGGUGGUGGUUCGUUGGAUGGUUUGCCUCUCAGGAGGAGAGACGGGCCGGAUUAUGCUCAAGUAACCUCCACCGGUGGUGGUGGUGGUGGUGGAAGGUGGCACGAUAAUUCAUAUAACCAAGGAAGGUCAGGUGGCCGUUCUGGGUAUGGUGGGAAGAGUAUGAAUCCUGGACAGUUUUCCGGUGGUGGGUAUGGUGGUCAUUCGAGAGGAGGAGGCGGCGGUGGCGGCUCUUAUGGACGUGCCCGUGGACAACACAAUGAUUCUUCUGCCCGUAUGGUCAGCCUUAAUCGUGGGGCCCGUUGAUCUAUAAUAAUACACAAGUUAUCUGAACAAUUUUGCCCCCCAAAGGUACUCAAAAGUAAGUUAAGUUGUUUUCUUGGUAGAAGUUUUGGUUAUUACUUAAACUAAUUGAAAUUAGUUAUAACUUUUAUAAGCUUUGCGAGUUUUUUGAACGCCGUAUUUUGUUCUACAUUAUGAUGUUGGAUUUUGUCUUAAUUAUUGGACACUUAGAUUCA